Molecule: messenger RNA, 495 nt
Organism: Naegleria lovaniensis
Lineage: Eukaryota; Heterolobosea; Eutetramitea; Acrasida; Naegleriidae
Exons: 1
Coding region: 1-495 (164 amino acids)
Cellular component (GO): nucleus
Source: RefSeq, a predicted model, not a curated record
AUGACCAAAGGCAACUCACAAAAAGCUGUGCAUCCAAAAUCCCGAAAAGCACUCGAGAUGAAGAAACAAGGUCUUCAUAAAAUCAAAAAGAAGGAACAAAAACAAAUACGAGAGAACAAAAUGACUCCGACAUGGAAACGAUAUAAAUUCAUUCAUGAUCAAAUAUUUGGAGAAGAUAUCCGAGUGAAGAAAACACAUUGUUCUGAAGAAGAAAUACAUGAAUUGAUUGAGAAAUAUUUAAAACAUGCAGAUGAUGAAUUUGAUAAAAAGCAUCCCAAGUUAACUCCUAAUUUACGGCUUCAAAAAGAAGCACAUCGAGCUCUUUAUACUUCUGGCUCAGGUCUCGAAUUACCUGACUUGACCAAUCCAGAUGCUUUUGGAAAGUUUAGAAUUUGGAACAAGGAAAAGGAAAGCAUGAUUGGAAUUCCUUCAAAAUCAUUUAGGAAACCAACAGUUUCUACAGAUGCAUCAUCAUCGAAUGAAAUGCAAAAGUAA